AUGGGGCACAGAGGGCCCAAGAAGGCGCCAAAAGCCACAGACAAGGAGUGGAGGCCGUCCACGUCCUUCGUCAGAAGGCAUGGCAGCGUAUUGGCGGCCAGCAGCAUAAUUACUCGGACGGGCCGUCGUGAGACCAGGUCCCGCGAGGCAGAUAGCGUGUGUGGAGCUCCGCGGGCGGCUCCAAGCCAUGGCGUGGCCGCGGUAGAGGAAGCAGGCGCCGUGCGGCGCGCUGGACGGCCGCGGGAGCGCGCGGAGGUGCUCAGCUCUAAGAAGGGAGUGGUUGGGUGGGUAACGCGAGAGCUACGUCCCGCAGAAGAGAUCGGACUCGAUGAGGCCCAGUGGGUUCAUCAGGGCGCACCCGGUCCGAGGCGUCGCCCCGGGCGAGCGCCGAUCCCGCGAGCUGUGGAACCCUGUCCGCAGCUGCGACGGGCAAAGCACCUCCCAGACAGCACGUACGGCCUGGAGUGCGCGGGGCGCGCCGCGCUCCUGGGACACGGCUCCGUCGCCCUCGAGCGUCUGCCCGUCGGGGCGUCGCCGCGUCAGACCGCGCUACGGAAGGCCGGAGAACACGCGGUCGCUCUGAUCGCGGCAGGGCUCAAGCGCGGGACGCUGACGCUCCGCGAGCAGCUGGAGGCUCAGCUCAUUGCGGACCUGGCCGAAGACUUCCCCGACGGCGACGUGCGCAUCGACAACGUGGGACCCACGGCAGCGCUGCAGUGGCUCGUCGGUCACGAGAUGCCUGCGAUCGCUCCGCGGGCGCACACGCGCGUCCCGGGCGAGGUCGACGCCGUCACUUGCGCGCUCGCCACGCUCCGCAACAGCAUCGCGAAUUUCAGGGCGGUGUUCGAGGCCGUGCUGCGCACGGGGCCGUACGACCACGCAACGGGCGUCGGCAACCCUCUGAUUAGCCCGGAGGUCGGGCGGUUCGAGAAAGGCUUCGCGCACUGGCUUCACGUGCGGGACGUCGACGCGCAGCCCGCGGUGCCUCUGACCCGGGCCAAGGCUACCGUCCUUCUGCGUUCUUUGGAGUUGCGCAAACUUCAGGCGGAGCCGGGCACCGCGCGCUGGUUCCGCGCAGUCGAAGACUUCUGUGCUUGGGCACUGUUGUUCCUAACAUGGCUGCGCGGCGAAGAGGCCGUGGAGCUGAACUGGGGCGACGUGAGGUUCGAGCCGCUGCCGGGACUGCUGCCGGUGUUCGGCGUGGGCAUCCUGGAGGUGCAGAUCCGGCACAGCAAGCAUGCCGCGCAGACGGGUGAUAAUGUUCCCCAACGCGUGGUUGUGCCCACGAUGGACUACCCCGAGUUCCAAUUCGAGGGCAGAAUGCCGGUCGUCUUCGGUGGCAGGACGUACGUCGGUGGCUUAUUCAACCUCCCCUCGGCUCUGGCGUCGUAUCGCUGUGCAUUGCGUACGGCGGGGCUCGAUUACGGGGACUCGUCGCCGAUCUUCCGGACGACGGACCGGCGCAGUCAUCUACCGAGCAACGAGCGGCUGACAGUGGGCGCUUUGCUGGAGCGAUUCAAGACGGGGCUCGAGAGCGUGUGGUUCGACGACAGCGGCGUGGAGCACGACGUCCGUGCCGGCGAGACGCUGCACAGCUGCCGCCGCGGCGGGCUGCAGGACGCUAUCGGUCACGGCAUGCGCUUCGAGGCGGCGCAGGUGCGAGGCCGAUGGGCGACGACCGACACUAUGUUGCUGUAUCUGAUCGACGGACACAGACAUUAA
This is a messenger RNA of Pedinophyceae sp. YPF-701, 1722 nucleotides long. Lineage: Eukaryota; Viridiplantae; Chlorophyta; Pedinophyceae. The record is from the annotation of a GenBank genome assembly.